Molecule: messenger RNA, 11328 nt
Organism: Balaenoptera ricei (Rice's whale)
Lineage: Eukaryota; Metazoa; Chordata; Mammalia; Artiodactyla; Balaenopteridae
Gene: TTLL11
Product: tubulin tyrosine ligase like 11
Exons: 9
Coding region: 135-2234 (699 amino acids)
Biological process (GO): protein polyglutamylation; microtubule cytoskeleton organization
Cellular component (GO): cilium
Molecular function (GO): tubulin binding; tubulin-glutamic acid ligase activity
Source: RefSeq, a predicted model, not a curated record
UGAGAGAUCAUGGCAACGGGCUCGGGCGGGGAGCGCGUGGCAGCUGCGGCAGCGGCGGCAGUUUGGUCGCGGGCCGGGGCGGCGGAGCGGCGGCGGCGGCGGCAGCACUGGCGCUGGCACCAGCCCUGAGCACCAUGCUGCGGGGCAGACCCGAGAGGGAGCUGGCGGCCUGGUUGGAGGCGGAGGCCGCGGGCGCGGCCAAAGCGCAUGCGGCGAAGGAGCAGGUCCGCGUGGACCCGGGCGCUGCCGGGGAGCCGGAGCGCAAGGCGGGGGAGGAGCAGCCCAAGGAGCCGGCCCCGGCGCAGCCCCGCGCGGCCGAGGAGGGCGACGCCCGCGUCCCACCGCGGCCGCCGCCCACGCUGCCCAUGUACCAGGCGAAGCCGGCGUCGGCGCAGGGCCUCUCCCCGCACGGGAAGUCCAGGAGCAAGAGCCGUAGCUGCAAGCGGAGCUCGGACCGGUCCGAGGAGUACUGCUCUCCGCGGCCUGUCACCGUGGACAGCUCCAAGGCCAGGACCUCCCUGGACGCCCUGAAGAUCAGCAUUCGCCAGCUCAAGUGGAAGGAGUUCCCAUUUGGCCGACGCUUGCCUUGUGACAUCUACUGGCAUGGAGUUUCAUUUCACGACAGUGACAUAUUCUCCGGUCUAGUGAACAAGUUUCCAGGCAUGACGGAGAUGGUGCGUAAAAUUACUCUGAGCAGAGCAGUAAGAAUCAUGCAGAAUCUCUUUCCUGAGGAGUACAACUUCUACCCUCGCUCAUGGAUUCUGCCUGACGAGUUCCAGCUCUUUGUGGCUCAGGUUCGAAUGGUGAAAGAUGGGGACCCCUCCUGGAAGCCCACUUUUAUUGUGAAACCUGAUAGUGGUUGUCAGGGUGACGGAAUCUACCUCAUUAAAGACCCCAGUGACAUCCGCCUGGCAGGGACCCUCCAGAGCAGGCCGGCGGUGGUCCAGGAGUACAUCUGCAAACCUCUCCUUAUCGACAAGCUCAAGUUUGAUAUCCGUCUGUAUGUCCUACUAAAGUCCUUAGAGCCCUUAGAGAUUUAUGUAGCCAAAGACGGACUCUCGCGGUUUUGUACAGAGCCGUAUCAGGAGCCGCACCCCAGAAACCUGCACCACAUCUUUAUGCAUUUGACCAACUAUUCACUGAACAUCCACAGUGGUAACUUUGUCCAUUCGGACAGUACUAGCACAGGCAGCAAAAGGACUUUCUCUAGCAUUCUUUGUAGGUUGUCUUCCAAGGGUGUUGACAUCAAGAAGGUCUGGUCUGAUAUCAUCUCCUUGGUGAUUAAGACUGUCAUUGCCCUGACUCCAGAGCUCAGAGUGUUCUACCAGUCGGAUAUCCCCGCAGGGAGGCCGGGGCCCACGUGCUUCCAGAUUUUAGGCUUUGACAUUCUUCUCAUGAAAAAUCUGAAGCCUAUACUACUUGAAGUAAAUGCAAACCCCAGCAUGAGAAUCGAACACGAGCAAGAACUCUCUCCAGGGGUGUUUGAGAAUGUCCCCAGCCUUGUCGAUGAAGAAGUGAAAGUGGCCGUCAUCAGAGACACACUGCGUCUCAUGGACCCAUUUAAGAAGAAAAGAGAGAACCAGUCUCGGCAGCUUGGGAAACCGUUAGCCUCAAAGGAAGAGCCUUCUGACAGCGAUCUGGCCAGUGCCUCGGCAGGCAGCGCCAAUCCCGAAGCCCACCUGCCCUCCAUCUGCCUCAAGCAGGUGUUCCCCAAGUAUGCAAAGCAGUUCAACUAUCUGCGCCUGGUGGACAGAAUGGCAAACCUGUUUAUCCGGUUCCUGGGUAUCAAGGGGACAAUGAAGUUGGGACCAACAGGCUUUCGUACCUUCAUCAGGAACUGCAAGCUCAGCAGCAGCAGCUUGUCCAUGGCCGCCGUGGACAUCCUCUACAUUGACAUCACGAGGAGAUGGAACUCCAUGACCAUGGACCAGCGGGAUUCAGGGAUGUGCCUGCAGGCCUUCGUGGAGGCUUUCUUUUACCUGGCCCAGAGGAAGUUCAAGAUGCUGCCACGCCACGAGCAGGUAGCCUCGCUGAUUGACCUGUGUGAAUACCACCUGUCCCUGCUGGACGAAAAGCGCCUGGUGUGCGGCCGGAGCGCCACAUCGGGGGGCCGGCCCCCUCACAGUGGCACCCCGCAGGAGACCACCCCCGCAGCCCAGCUGGCUGAGGGCCGUCCCCCGCCCUGCACAAACGGUGCCCUCAAGCUCUCCCAUUCUAGGCACGCUCUGUCCUGAGGGCUGCUGUGUCCUCCCAGAAGAAGAUUGAGCCCUUCCGAGCCCAAGAGACCCCCAGGCUUCCUGCCGGGGGGAGAGAUGGCAGGAUGCUGAGAAUUCCCACCUGAGAUUCCCCCUAAUCGUCUCCGUGUUCUGCUAAGCUGCACUUCCAGAGGCUGCCUGAUUCUCAACCGCCCUCCUCCCAGCACCUCUUGGUGGCCCACCUGCUUGCGAGCCAUCAGCGGACAUAUGAUAUCCAAAACGUGACAGAUGGCCUCUUCUAUUCUGGGCUCAUGGGAAGCCACAGCCGGGGAUAAAACUGCUGUGUUUGGGAAAGGGGGCACCAACAACCCCAAGACGGAGAGCUGCGGAGAAGAAAGAACUUGAGGCAGCCAAGACUGGGGUCUGCUGAGGCCCCGCCCGAAGAGAAUAUGGUUAGAGCCCAGGGACAUCAUGUGUAUUUCCUACCACCCAUUCUGUGAAAAUGAAGUGGAAACACCCAGGAGGCCUGCACGACUCUCCCACCGCAAUCAUGUGCUACGUGGGUGUGGUUAACAGACCGACCUCGUUGAUUUCAUGAGCUUGCCUGUUGCUGCAGUGUUCCAUGUGUUAUUCAUUAAGAUAUGGUUAACUAAGAGGUAACUGAGGAAGGCUCCUGAAGUCUCAGAGCUGGCAGGAGCCUCUGAGAUCAUUUUGUUUGACCUUGACCCCGAAGCAGGAGUCCCCCAGUCACGUGGCCUGUGAUUGGAGCCCUCCAUGGGUGGGGCGAUCACCAAGUGUGCCCAGAGUGUGCAGGGUGCCCUGGAGGGGAGGAGGGGGCUUCAGAGGGAAGGAAAGUCAGACCUGCGUAAGGAUCAGAGCGAGCGGGGGCUUGAUGUCAGGAGCCGGGCAAAGGGGAGCCGUGCUCUCGCAUCCACGAGACCCUUUCCCUGUCUCCCUCCGUGUCCCCAGGCAGCCCCCGCUCAGAGGGGAAGCUUCGGAGGCAGCCAAAGGUAGCAUUUUGGAAAAUGGCCCCAGGCAAGUCAGGGUCCAGGACCUGCUGACCACAGGCAGACAAGAGACUGCCCUUACACAGCCAAGGUCUCCAGAGUGCUGUUGGAUUUGGGGUUAAUGUGGCCCUUUCCAGAGGGUCCUCGUUAUAGGACCCUGGGGGCCCUGGAUGGAGCUGACCAUCAGGCUCUGAGUGAGGAGGAUGAAGGGUCUUUGAAGGCAUUAAUUAGCACGGUGCCUGGCACACAGUAGGACUCAGAAAAUGCUCACAAAUGUAGGGCCAGGGGGAAAGUCAUUGGUGGCAGAGGUGUGUCCUAGACCAGCACAGACGUCUUCCUUCUCCUGCUUUUCUCUUCUUCUUCCUCCUCACAUCCUUCCCUGUCUCUGAUCCCACUGCCCUUCACCCCAACCGGUGGGAGCAGUUGCCUCAAGGUCCAGCAUAGAGCCUGGUACGUUGUAGGUACUCAAAAAGUGUUGAAAUGAAUGGCUUGGAAUCACCCUCCUAGGAAUAUUUUUCAACCCAAAGGGAAAGUUGUUCAUCCAAGAUCCCUCCAACUGUUGGCAAGUUAUCUGGGGGGAGUGGGGCUCUGUUAACCCUUGCCUGACCUUCCUCCCGCCCAGAAGCCCAUUCUCUCAAGCAGUAAAGCCUGCCUGCCCCCGGCAGGGUCGCCCCCAUGCAAUGCCCCCAUCCCGCUGCCUCUCCCCUCCUGCUCCUGGGGACCCGGCGCCGACCCAAGGCCACAGCCCUUCCCCAGCCCAGAGGGCCCCAGCAUUACCCGAGCCCUGCAGAGCCCAUGCUGGGCUGUUAGGUGACAGGAGACUCUGUCUUUCUAUAAAGAAAAUAAACAUCUCUGUUUUCCCAGCAAAAAGCAAGCCAGGUGGCCUCCCUUCCAAAGGUGGGAGGGGCAGGAGGAACCCAAUGGGCAGCAAGCGCCUCCCACGUGGGGACAUUUUAGAAGUGCCAUCAGCUCCAUUUUCCAGUCAUCUGGGGCAGUUUCGUGACGCUGUUCCCAUUUUCAGAGGGAAAACAAGGCCUGGGAGGUCACGUGGUAAGUCAGGCCUUGGUCCAGGUCUGUCGGUUGACUCCAGAGCCCCAUCCCCUCUGUGUCCCCGGGUGAGUGUGAAUCCAGCUCCAAACACAGACCACUGGUGGGUCCUCCCUGCUCUGGGGCUGCCCGGGGUCCCCCAGGGCUCUGCACACUGUCACAGCAUCUGGUGUCAUGGGCUGGGGCCAUCAGUGUUCCUAAACGGUCCACUGAGAGGAAAUGAGUUAGAAGAGCCUGUGCACUCUCCCGGGCCCGGUAGCCGCGCGAAUGGAUGGCACAGCGAGCAACCCAAGUACAUGUAACCCUGCACGCUUGUUAGCAGCUGGGAGCAGCAAAGCGUCUUUUAGACAAAGUUCUAACUUUAUACCAUUUCUUGAAGUUGAUUUCCAGAAAGCAUUCAGUUGCCAAAAUGGGGUGCAAUCAUCAGGUUCCAAACCAACCAAGCACACUGAAUUUUUUAGAAAAAAAAAAAUGUAUCAAUAGUCUGAAUUCCAGCCACAUUGUUUGGGGUGAUAUGUGAACAUCAGCUCCCAGGAUGAGGACCGUUCUCUUCCCACCCCUGGCGUGUCAUCUGGAGGCAGGUUGCUGGGUGGCCCCCCAGGGUCACUGUCUAGAAGGAGUCCCUCCAGGGCAGACAGGGCCUGAGAAGCCCCACGGCCCUCGGUGAGCACUGGGGAAACGAGGCUGCCAUUUUACAGGAGGCCAGUCAGUGACAGAGCGGGCCCUAUUUUCUCAACGCCGUUGAACAGGAAGAAUCAGGGGCUGCUCCAUUAUUAGAGUGAGUGAUAGGAGACUUCCCCCGCCGCUUCGUGCCUAAUAGGAAGUCCCACUGGGUUUAUCCCCUUUGGUAAUUGGCUGCUCGUUGUGUAGGGUGUAAUUGAAGUGAUCGCAAAAGCAGGGGUUUCCUUCCUCCUGGAAGAGAGAUGCUCCGUGGGGAUCUGGGUCCCUGUGCUCUGCCCAUGGGGUCAGCCCAUCCCUGAGAAGGGCCCUCGGGCUCCAUCCCGGCCUCUCCUCCCCCGUCCUCUCCUGCCCUUCCUCCCCCUCCUGCUGGUGCUCGCACACACAGUCCAGCCACAGCGACCCUGUCACGGUUCACCGGCUGAGUCCCUGCAGGGCCGGCACCCAGAGUGGCUUCAGUGAACGGAUGAGAUCAGGCUCGGUCCGUUCCAGCUUGGGCUGCGUGCAUCCCCGGGCCACUGCCCGCCUCCAUCCUUUCCUGCCGAGCCUGCCGUGCUUCUGGUGUACCCGGAAAGCAUCCUUCCCCCUUCAGUGCUGGCCUUGCCUGCUCCCCUCCUUCCUGCCUCCCAGGGGAUGUGCUUGGCUUCUCUGCUGUUACGGUCAGGAGCUCUGUCCCCACAGCCUGGUCAGAACGGGGCUUGUAAAGGCGAUUUGGAUUCGGUGCAUCUGUUGGCAGUGCUGGUCCCAACAGGCCCCUCCCCAUGUGCGGAGGCAGGGCCUCCUGGAGACAGGAGCCUCCAUCCCCAAACUCCUGGGUCCCUCUUCUUUGUCCUCCAUCCACUCUCCCAGCUCAGACCCCAUCAUCUCUUGGCUGCACUGCAUCAGUCUUCUGCCUCUUAACCCCUCAACCAUCUUCUGUCCCUAUCAGCCCAGGGAGGACUCUCAGAACCACAGAGGUGAGCACACAAUCCCCCAGUUCAGUCAACCCUCUCUCUUCCCAGAUAAAGCCCAGGCUCCCUGACCCGGCAUUCAAGUCCCCUCGUGAUCCAAUCCCCUCCUGCCUUUCCACCCUAAAUCCACGCUCAGCCCCCAGCCCUCAGGAGCUGCCUCUGUGCUCCCUCCCAACAGCCCCUUUGUGUCUGUUGCUACCACUCGGGAGAGAAUGUGCCGGUUCCCACCCCCGUGGGAGGGCCACGGGGCCCGGAUCUGCUCCGUGCUCUCCCGCCUUUGCUGUCCCCUCUGCUGGACCCUCCCUCUGUCCAGUGGAAACUUACUUAUCUUUCAAGGCCCAGCUCAAGUGUCCCCACUGCCAUCCCCCCAACCGUGAACCUCCCCCUCCUUCUACUUGUGAGAACCCGGAAAGUCCUUUGUUAUCACACUUGUGCUGUGGUGUCAUGGCGUUCGUUCCCACCAAGCAGUGAGCUCUUUCACGGUCAGGCAGGUGCUGAAUUCACGCUGGCCCCUCGGGCACCGAGCCGGGGCCCUACAGGUGCUGGCUGGGACUGUUCAGAGGGCCCCGGCGAGGAGCCUGAGCUACAACAUUGGUUCUCCCCAGCCCCCUGCGGAUGCCCUGACGGUUUGAUUUGUGAACAUGUCCGUGUCCCGGGACCCCAGCAGACAGUGGUUCCUCUGACCCUGGGCAGUCUCUCCGUGUUCCUUCGUGCCCGGGCUCUGGUCUGGGCUGCGUCCCCCAUGGGCACCGCCGUCUGGGAGACUAAGGGCCACCGGGCUGGAUCAAGCCCACCGCGGCUCCUCCAUCGGGCAUCCAGCCUGUCUCUCCAGCCCUGCAGCGUCUGUGGGGGGUUGGUUAGUUCAGAGCAGAUAAUCCUGAUGUGAAUGUAGUUAGUCAGGGUGAGUAGGACCAGGUUGGGGAGGAGCCUAGACAUUGGAAUGGUGUUCUGUGCCUUUCUAGAAUCAACUCCCCUUCCCACGUGAGUGUACCAUCUGUUUGACGCUUCACAGUUUGCAAAGUACUUUUACCUCCAUCCUCCCAACGACCCCACAAAGGAUGAGGAUUCUCAUCACCCUCUUUUCAUAGCUGGGGGCACUGAUGCCCAGGAGGUCAGGUGACUUGCCCAAGGCCUCCCAGCUGGUGAAAGUCAGAGCCCAGCCCCCAACGCCUUGCUCCUUUCUCGGCCCCAUAACUGCUCUCAUAACGGCGCCUCAAUGUUCCUACAGCCCAGCAGGGAGAGGGUUUUGGCCCCAUUUCACAGAAGCAGAAACCCACGUCUGAGAGAGGCUGGGUGAUGGCUCGGGUGGUCCUGGGGCUUAGCUUGGGGCAGUCCCACCUGAUCUUUCGCACUGAGCUCUAUGGGCUCCGGGUUCCUGAGCUGCACCGGGAGUGAGAGCUCCUCUCUCACUUUGUCUCUGGGAACAGAAGACAAGAGAUAGAAAGCAUAAUACACGUGAAAGCAUUUUGUAAACCCAAAUGCUGCUGGAAUGCCAUGCUAUCUUCAGACUGGCUUCUGGUUUCCUACAAAGUGUAAAGGGAUGAAGGGAAAAGGUUCCUCCUGGAAUGUUCUAAUCCAUCAGGACAAAUGAAGCCAGAACAGUCAGUUCCCCUCCCCUCCCUCUCCACCCCGCUUCAUCCUCACAUAGUUGAAGACAUUCACGGGGUGAAAAAUGGUUUCCGCUGCUCCUCUGACACCUGGAAUUUGCCUUGUGAUUGGCAGGAUAUUACUCCAAAAUAGCUUAAUUUUUUUUCAUUUCUUGAUUAAUGCCCUAAACUCUUCGGUCCCAGCCUUGAGAACUGGCUUGACUGGCUGGCAUUUGAGCCCCUUCCCUCAAAACUCAGAAAUGAUGAGAUCUCGCUCAGUGGCUGAGAGCUGCCCUUCUCUCCAAGUGAGGCAAACUCACCCUGAUUGGUAAUUUUGCCAAUCUCCUACCGAGUUUGACAGAUAUGGGAGAAAUUUUCCCAUACGGUAUAUGAAUUUCUCCCUCAUGAAAUAUGUUCGAGUUUUUUUUUUCUGUUCCAGGGGCAAAGGAGCUUUGCAGAACAGGCAACAUUCAAUUACCUCCAUCUCUAGUAACCAGAAGUCUUGAUUUUUCUAUAACUAGGAAACCCACACAGCAUACUGCUUAUACAUGCAUGUGUGCAUACACACACACACACACACACACACACACACACACACACACUGAGCACCAUUGAGCUUUGGUAUAAAAUGGCAAAAUUGCUUCUGAGCCUUAUUUAGAGAGGAGAGGAAAGAGAGUCUUUGCAGCCCUGGGGUAACAUAACACGCUCACCAGGAGACUUACAAGUAGAACAUUUCCUCCGACACGAAGGCAUUUGCUAAGAUUUCAACCAGGGCGGUAGUUUUGGGCCACAGGGACAUUGCCCGCCCCUCACCAUGUCCCUCCAGCCCCCUCCCAGGCUGCAGAAGCAAGCAAGGCAAGGAGCUGGGAGAUGAAAAGAGUCAGCAGGAGUAUUUCCCUUCAGGACUUCUUGCAUCAGAAUGGGGAAAACAAGAAUCCCAGCAGAGGCCCUGAGUGCUGUGGGAAGAGUGAGCGUCUUUGGCUGGGUCUGUCGCUUUCUAGCUAUGUGAUCAUGGCCAUGGACCAGUGAUUCCACCCCCUGCCCUCUUCCUCUCCUGCACAGUGGAGAUGGGGUCGUAACCUAUGUAAAGAGCCUGGCACCAGGAAGUGUCUUAAUAAAUGUCCUUUGAGAAAAGGACCGGUCUCGAUAUGCUUGAACUAGACAGAUGCCAGAGAUCACUCCCGCCCACGUGGAUGGCCCUGACAGGCCAGGCUCCUCCAGGUCUGGUGGACGGCCCCACGUGCUUGUCCCUCCUCCCUGCUGCUGCUGGACUGCAGCUUCUGCUUCUUAAAAGCCUUUAACAAUUCUUUAUUAAAUUUUCAUGGCGCAUAAAGUCGAGGUUCUGUUACUUGGCCUCAGUUGUCUUGGUAACUUCGUAAAAUGCAAUAAUAAAACAGAGCUGAGUGUCUCUGCACGCAGGCCCCACAUAGAAACGGCUGCAAAGUACUGCAAAGUACCGACGAUUUCUUCUGCGUGAUAAUUAGCGACAGCAAAUCCAGCAGGGUGGGCAGGGCUUGUUCAUUUGGGGUCAGCUGGGGAGAAAGGGGGUCCUCCUAAUUUUUUUCUCCUCUAAUGGCUAAUGUUUGGCUGGGGAGCUAAAUAUUGCCUCAAGGAACCUGUGACAUCCUGGGGGAGAUGGAGGAAGGAGAUUGGAAAAGCCCCCAACCCCUGAUCCACUGGGGACAGUCUCCCUGAGGGAGGGAGUGACGUGCCCCUAGAGCCUGGCCACCUGGUAGAGACUCUGGCGGCGCGCCUGCCCUGGGGGAGAAGGUGGCUCCUUCCAGCUUUGUGUGGGCGGCAGCCACUGCCCACAGCGCCAGGCUGGGUAGGGGUGUGUCGCAAGCUCGGCCCCCAUGGGGAGGCUCAGGGCAGGGCAGCACCCUGGAGAACUUAGUGGUUCAAGCUGCUCCAAAGAGGCCACCUGGUGCUGCUGACACACACACCUGGUGGCCCUGUCCUGGCGCCAGCCCUGCCCUUGACCCUUUGGGGAUAGCCUAUGUCUGCUCUGAACAUUUCUCAGCCUGUGGACCACCCGGUGGAAAGAGAAAGGCAGAUGGCCUUGAGUUAUAAAUAAAUGGGAUCCCUGCCCCUUGGAAACCACCACCCAAUGGCAUCAGAGAGGCGUCAUUUCCCACAGCCCCUCCACAGUGGGGGGCCACUCAGGCAGGCUCUGUCACCCCCGGGAACUCCUUUGUUCUUUGGACCCCUCGGGUUCUCCAUUUUGUGAAACAUUCAGAUCCUACACAUUCCUUGUGCUCCGACUCUGUGCCAGCCCCUUGGUCUUAGACGCCUGUGCCCGCAGGUCAUGGCUCGGCUGUGCAGUAAGAGCUGCCACCCUGCUCCCUGCUGAAGAAACCCAGGUUUGUCACCCACGGUCCCCGCACCAGGUGCGGAGGCUGCCCCAGCAGCCUGGGAGGUUAGCACUGCCUUGGCCCAUGGCAACCAGGCCAGGCAUGCCUUCCAGUGGUCUUUCCAUGCAGCUGCCUCCCACAGAAGCCCUGGGCAUCUGGUGGUGCCCCUCAGGGCUCAGACCGCACUCUAUCUUUAACCCAAGCAGCUCCAGCUUUAUCUCUAAGUAAUGCGCUUUGUUAUUAACAUUCUAUCCACGGCCAUAGCAUUUCCAACCUGUCAGUUUCACACAUGGGACACUGCAAGCCCAGAGAGGGGACGGGCCCUGCCCAAAUGCCCAGCAAGUUAGGGGUGUGAGCUCAGGCCUCCUCAGCGAAGGAAUCUGAAGAGCAGAAGCCAGGGCCAGCUUCUAGUUCAGGGUUUUAAACUAGAUUCCAUGGUGCCCGAGAGCAGCUCGGCUGUUCCGUUUUUGUUUCUUUCUUUCUUUCUUUUCUGUUGUUUUGGUUGUUGUUCUGUUUUAUAUAUUGCGGUUGCAUGUAAGGAAAUAGCUUCAAAUGCCGUCAUCAUCAUCAUCACUUCCAAUUUUUUACCUGCGGCAAAACUGGGGGCCUGGGAGAAGUAACUUGUUUGAAGUCAUGACCACAGCAGCCUCCUUCCCCCGCCGCCUGAGCCCAGCCGUGGCUCCUGGAAGACGUGCAUCGUGCCGGCAACAGUGACAGUCAGGGCGGGUUCACCCCAGGGCCCGAGGCAGGAGCUGGACCGUCCUCUCUCAUCCCCCAUAGAAUGGUUGUGGGGACCUCGGAGGCCGGUGCUGGGCUCGUUUCUCACUUGACCCCAGUCGUCAGGCAGGAGCCAUGUGAUCUGCUCAGACACUCAACCUCAGGCGCUCCUCCCCAGGCGCUUUCAUAGCUGUGCUUCGAGUCAUUUCCAGGGCCAGUGGCUGUGGCAUCACUGACGGUGCUGGAGAAAAAUACAGCCCAGAUUGGCAGGUCAGAAGUCUGUGGGCAUGGCCCAGAUGCCAGCUGCAAGCAGCCACUUACUUGAAGACUCAUGUCUUAGCUUUAAAAGUGCUGUAAAUAUUGCUUUGGGCUCCAUAUUAUGUCCAUAUUUUAGUCAGGAUGCUGAGCUAAACCCCCAAAUCACCGCGGCUGAACACCCCUGUGGUUUACUUCUUGCCUGUGCAAAUCUGACGGGGCCAGGGGGCUCUCCAGGAUGACACUCCGCCACGCAGGGUCCCGGCUGCUUCCUGCCUGGGCUCCUUCUCCUCAAGGACGGCUUCCCAGUUGCCUCCAAAAGGAAGAGAAGAUGGGAGGACUGCAGGAGUGGGUUGUUCAGGGAGAGGUGACUUCACCUCCACUCACAUGCCCUUGGCCAGAAUCUGGUCACCUGGCCCCAACCUGAGUGCAGGGGAUACUGGGAAAUGUGUUCUUCCUGUACAUCCAAGUCGAAAAAAUGAAAUGGGACUUGGUGGACACAUGUUACCUUUUUGCCUCAAUUCAUAUUUGUUUUACUAUAA